Colletotrichum destructivum is the source of this 1056-nucleotide messenger RNA. Its product is annotated as Putative ERV/ALR sulfhydryl oxidase domain, sulfhydryl oxidase ALR/ERV. The record is from RefSeq and is a predicted model, not a curated record. The transcript is spliced from 2 exons. NCBI's taxonomy places the organism in Eukaryota, Fungi, Ascomycota, Sordariomycetes, Glomerellales, Glomerellaceae. Bases 173 to 754 code for a protein of 193 amino acids. Gene Ontology annotation, molecular function: flavin-dependent sulfhydryl oxidase activity; flavin adenine dinucleotide binding. Gene Ontology annotation, cellular component: mitochondrion.
CACCUCAAAGCUUACAAAUUUCGCUGGACAGAAUCCCGUAGAGUGAGAUCGUGCUCCCUAAUUCUCCCGAUCCAGGUAUCCCGUCGCACUGAAACUUUGUUCUCUGCGGUUCGUCGUACUCUUUCGGCUCUUUCCGACUAGAGUGAACACUUGCGUGUGAGAUUCACAAGUUAUGGUCGACGCAGAGCGAGAACUCCAAGCGGGGGGGGCCUCUCCCGCAGCUGCAACAAUGACUACGACAGCGAUGGCGACAACGACACCUGAGCCACCCAAGCCUUUGCCCAAGGGAAUGGUCUUGGGUCCGGACGGCAAGCCGUGCCGAUCUUGCUCAUCCAAAAGCGCAUUCUCCAGUUGGGCCUCUCAGAUAAACGGUUCGGUAAAGAAGGGUGCACCAGUGUCAUCGGGGCCUGCUAAUGACUGCCCACCCGACGUCGAGAGCCUCGGGCGUGGCACCUGGCAGUUGCUGCACUCGAUUGCUGCGACAUACCCCGAGAAGCCCUCAUCGACGCAGAAGGAGGACCUUCGAGGCUUCAUGAGGCUGUUCUCAAAGCUGUACCCCUGCUGGGUGUGCGCCGAAGACUUCCAGUCAUACAUGCAAAAAGAAAGGCUACGGGUGGAGGGACGCAGCGAGUUUGGCGAUUGGCUUUGUCAGGCACACAAUGAGGUCAACCGCAAGCUAGGGAAGAAAGAAUUCGACUGCAGUAAGUGGGAGGAGCGAUGGCGCACCGGCUGGAAAGACGGCAGUUGCGACUAAGUCGGCAUGUUUGGAGAAGUUUCGUACCAAGGUGGAGGGGGACGAACGAGCAUCUGCACCAACAUAAUGGGUUGACAGACACCUUCCCUCCUUAUUCCCUCUUCUUCCCGUACCUCUCCUCUUGAGGGCCAGGUAUGUAUGAUAUCUAGAACACACUUCACAGUAUCCCCAAUAUAGCACAGCAGGUCGCUUGCGCUGGUUGUUGCCCUCUCUCCGAUCCCUUGCUAUCACGCUUUUCUCGCCUGAGCGUUCAAAUAGUCCUGCUCGAGUGGUACUUUCGUACUCACUUGUGCAGAUUCGUU